CGCUAUUGGAGAAUGGCGGUCAUUUUUACAAACUCGUGCAAGAUUUGCUCUCUGUUUUGGUGAAAUACACUACUAAUCACUUAAAAUGAAGCAAGAGCAGCAGCCAAGCUAUACAGGACAGCUGCUGCCAUACUCUGCGGCUACUUUAGAAAGUCUAGAGAGAAGUAGUGACAUUACACAGCAAGACACUUGCAUCUUUGGACAAACACAUGAAGGAGGAAGAUUUAGCUGGGUUGCCCGUGGCCCAGCAUUGGAAAUUAUUAAUUCGAGAAAUGGUGCUAGGAUCGCAGCGUGGAUGUUUGGAGCUGCACUGAAGGAUUGCAAUACCAGUAUUACGUGUGUAUCAGAGUUCAAUAAGGGUGCUGCAUUGUUAAUUGGGCUGGAGACCAGUAACAGAACAGGCAUGCUGUGCAUGUUCGAUGUUCGCAAAUCAAAAGUCGUCAAAGCUGUUCAUAUACCAUAUAAGGUGACUGCAGUGUCUGGGGUUACAGAUGAGACAAAGACAGUUGAGGCCAACCCUGCAUUUAGUGAACUAUUGUUGUGUUUCCAAGGCAUUGUGGCUGUCGGUACUCAAGGUGGACAUGUCUAUAUAAUAGAUAUGUGUUUGGAUGAGUGGGAUGAGGUGACGAAUGAGGUGACAGCUGGCACUGUAUGUAUGAUAGAUAUACAGAGUCGGGACUUUAGCACUCAAAGACUCCAGGCCCUGCAUAGAGAUGAACACCUCUGUAUAGAACUAGACAGAAGUGCAUUUGAAAGAGGAGCUUACAAGUACAGGAAACAGGAUGGCAAAACUAUAAGGGACUUCAGUGCAGAUACAGUUGUUGUGACCAGUUUGAAGUAUAUAGGCCACACCGGGUUACUUGCUGUAGGCUUCAACUUUGGCAGUUUUCAGCUAUGGAAAAUGUACAACCAGACAUUAGAAUAUAGCUGUAGGUUUGAAGAGGACCUGCCUCCAGUGACCCACUUUGCUUACCAGGAGCCAGAGAAUGACCCCCGCAAGUUUGUCUACAUCUGGGUAGGCAGGGGGCCAAGAAUACAGGACUCCAUUCAAGGGGAUACUGGUCUACUGUGUUUAUAUCAGCUUGCCUUCAAUGAGAGAACAAUUUAUGGAAACUGCAAUAUUCUCUAUGAAGAUCUGAUGUCAGUUGGUCCAAGGUUUGACUAUGAUUUGACUGGAGAUGUAUUCCACAGCCAGGUGACCCAAUGUGAUGGCAGUAGACUAGUAGAAUGUUAUACUAUUGAGACAUCUGCAACUAAGGCAAAUAAUGAGGAGGAUUCCUUUGAUGAAGGGGUCUCUGGGCCAGACAUGAGCCUCUGUGUGUUUGUUUGGGAGGCUGCAAAUGAAGACCCCCACAGCAAGCCAUCAUAUUUUCUUGGUAUGUUUGAUCUCAAUCGAUGGUACCAGUCUCAAAUGCCAGGGGAAGUUAGGUUAACAAAUGGAGGUCUACAGCAGUGUCCCUAUUUUGCAUUUUGUAUCCUAGAUGAUGUAUUAGAUGCAGCAUCCCCAGAUUGUUUACUAAGUGUCUAUGUCGAAAAGCAAAGUAUUACAAAGUUCCAGUCAAACAUUACACCAGCUCCUGAACUUCACUUCUAUCCAUCAUCAUUAGCAUUUGAUGCUACCUGUUUGAUGGAGACGGGGAUAGUUCACACACAGUUCUUAGGAGUUCAACGCCAAAUCAUAUCUGAUCUCAUUAAACGUGGCCCUGGUGUUCUAGCAGAUCCCAGAGAUGUGUUCAAGAUGUCCAUGUUUGCUGGCCUACUGCCCUGUGCAAUAGAUCCUGCCUCUGUUAACAUUGCCAGGGACAACCAGAGGGCUACUGUUCUAUCUAUGUUGUUAGACUAUAAUGCAGUGGGGUUUAUCAGCACUUGUAUUACACAAUGGGCAGAAGGAGAAUACAACCACCUGGGCUGUACCCUGAGAUUCCUACUAGACUGGGCAUGGAAGAAAGUAGGAUCUGUAAAAGAAGCAUUAGACAAACUAUGUGUACCAUUGUAUGACUACACUGGGCACCAUAUAGAUGACAGCACCAUGCAGUUACUCAACAUGUACCAAGCUCAAUUAGACCAUAUGGUGACAAUCUUCAAGGCACUCUCAGAGCAGACACCACAAACUACUGCACAAGGAAGCAAAGAUUUGGAGACAAAGCUCAAUGUGGUGACUUUGAUAAGCCAGCAUUUACACGUUGUCCUCUGGUGUGUAGCAAAUGGCCUUCUGCCAGAGUUUCACGAGGGAGACCAUCAUAAUAAACAUUAUUUCUACCCUGCAUCCAUCCUGAAGCAACAGUACCAGUCGCGUAGAGAAGCACUCAGGCAGCUUCAUAGCGAUGUUAGUCAAACAGACCUUCUCCUGAUAGAUGGCAUUGUGAAUGAACCAAAUGCUGGUGUGAAAGAACUCUGGGAGAAAGAUGGCGGUGAUGGUCUUUACCCACCACCAAACCUUCAUGCUUUGUUGAACAUCUACCUGUUAGAGAAUGUCAGUGUGCAAUGCAAACACUGCAUGGUGCUUUAUGUCUUGUUUGACCUAGUCUCCCUGCUAGCUGAGAACAACCAGGAACAGCAUGAACAACUUAUAGAGAGAAUGAGCAGAUUCUACCAAGCAUUUUCCAUACCUCAGGGACUUAUAAGGCUCAUACAAGGCUACUGGUUCCUUGACCGCAAGGACUUUGAUCAAGCCCUGACUUCUCUGCUGGAUCCUAUGAUUGAUGUGAACAUAUCACUAUGGCAACAGGUUCGUGUCAUCAAGGCAUUCCUCUAUCAAGGUCACCACCAGAAGGCCCUGCGGUUCAUUCGUAUACGGAAACCACCAAUGGAAACCCCUGAACUUGUGAAGCUCAAGUUGACUGUUCUACUGGCCAAUGGUUUGACAUCUGAGGCAUUUGAGUAUCAGCGUUUGUGUAGAGAUGAGGGUAACUUGGAUGACCUUCUUUCACAUUUCUUCCUAGGAUGUCAACAAACCAAGAUGAUAGAUAGUCUACUUCAGCUUCCAAUGAAUGAUGUGGAGGAGCGCCAGUUGAUAGGGUACCUACAGGAGACUAAAGAGCCCAAUUCUAAAGAGAUCCUCAUAAUGCAUUACUUACAGAGGUCUAGAUAUGUAGAUGCAAUACGCCUUAAUGAAAGAGUCAAACAAACUGGUCUGAAUGAGGCAGAUGUGUCGGCAAGGGAGAGGGCUGCUGCUAGGAAUGCGAUAGUUAGUUGUUACAGUAAUGUUCUCCCCACAGUUCAGCGUAAACUCACCUUUGGGACAGAGCUGAUUAGGAAACGGCCCACCUUGAUGAGACGUGAAGUCGUAAGACCAAGGCCUCUCUCAACCGUAGUGAACAACAAGCGUGGCACAAUUGUCUCACAUGCUACCCUCAUCAAUGCAGUUCUGGAGAAAGUCAACGAAGCCAAAGAUGUCCAAGAUGAAGAGGAGAUUGAUGUUGAUGAACAGAGAGAUGAGCAACAGCAGCCAGCUAUAUCAAUGGAACCAUUUACAUGUACACCAAUCACACCUAAACUCAAGUCUAGGAGAAGUGGUGCAUCUGAGGUUGUUUACCCGUCAGUGUCGGUGAUGGAGGACCCCUCCCAGGUGGAGCCACUACUCCCAAUGUCCCCCAUGAAGCAUCCGCACAUAUCAACUACAUUCACAUCAACACCCCCAAGGAGAAUGUCUAACUACCUCAGUGCGGAAGUGCUUUCUCUGUUGAGCACACCCCCAGUCAAACGGAAGACCCCCUCCCACUCCCCCAAGGUGCUCCUACCUCAGCCCACCCCCCAGUCUAUCUUAAAAGUACGGAGGUCUGUAAGAAAGUCACCAUCAUCACUUCAAAAGGAUCCUGUAAAAGUAUCAGCUAGAUUUGCAAGUGUGGCUAGUAUGGAUGCUGACCUAGCCCCACCUAGAGUGCCACGUAGGAUAGGCUUCAGUGAACCUGAGGCCUCAACAUCGACCUCAACUCCUAAAGCUGCUUCCACGCCUACAUUGAUCACCCCUCACACUGUUGAACAUGCUACCCCAGGGAGCAAGAAGACUCCUUCCAAACAGCUCAGGUUUGCAGUUUCCUUUGGAGGAGAGACUAGUCCCCCUAAAGAAGAAUCCAGGAUUCCUAGUCCCCGAAGUGUCAAAGAUAGAAGCCCAACUCCUGAAAGAAAAUCCCCCAAGAUGGCUUCAAGGACUGAUACACUAGUAGAGAGCCCAGUGAGGGUUGGUGGUGCAUCUCCACUGGUAGGGAGCCCAGAGGAAUCUCUAGCCCUGAGGCUUGACACCACUGACAACCAAGAAGAGGAAGAUAUGGAAGGUGUACAAAAUGUAGACAAUGACAUCACUUUUAACCUUAAUAAAAGUGUAAAUAAGGGGGAUCAGGAAGAACAAGACCAUGUUGACAUCAUGGAUGUUAGUCACGAUACUCCCCCACUGAGAACACCCGAACAAGACCACCUCACAGAGACCCCUCAGACACCUCAAACAACAAAGAAUAUUAGAAAUAUAAUCCGCAAUAUUCUUGCCACCUCAGAGGCACAAAGGGACACAUCCUAUGAAGAGAAUGUCGCUGAAAAGCAAGAUAGUGAUGUGGAAGAUCAGGAAGAUGCUGUUAUGGAAUUUAAUGAUGUAGAUGAAGUGAAUGUUGUUUCUGCUAGAGAAGAGUGUCAAAAGGUUGUCAAUGAUGUGCUCAAUAAUGAUGAUGAAAAUGAUGUAUAUAGUGACAGUAUUGAAGAUGAAUCUUUUGAUCAAAUUGAAACUCGUAAUGAAAGCAUUGAUAGGAGAGAUAAUGCCAUGGAAGGCAAUUUAAAAACUAGUGGCAGAGAACACUUUGCUGAAGCUCAAGAGGAAAUAAAUAUAAAAAAUAAGAACAUCAUAGAUAACAAAAUCGUCCCUCAGGAUGACAUAAAUAAGACUAAAGCUGCCAUUGACACCUUAGAAGAUAAAAAUGACACUAUUGAAACUAUAGAAGUAAAGGACUCUACAAUAGAAAUAAUUGAUUCUACAGAUCAAAAUGAAACUAUUGAAACCAUAUCUGUGAUUGAUUCUAGUGAAAAUGAACUACAUCAUGAUACAGUGAAACAUAAAGGUGAUGAUGGUGGCAUAGAUGUUGACAAGGUGCUAGAAAUUAAACAGAAUAUUAGCAAUAGAACACUUAAAGACAAUGUAGAACAGUAUGAUACCAUGGGUAAAUCAAAUCUAACUGCCUUGGUUGUAAAUACAACUGAACACGUUUACAACAGUUCUCCAAAACAUUCCCCGAAACAAUCUCCAAAGUGCUCAGCAAACAUAUCCAAUAAAUCAUCACUUGUUCCUAUGGAGGUCCCGGAACUGACAGUGGAAAUACCUAGUGAUGAGUCUAUACAGCAUCUUUCUCCUAAUACUAUUCCCAAUAAUAAACAGACUUCUUUGAGGAAUUCCAGGCUUUCAUCAGUAGAUUCAACAAAGUCUGAUGAAGGGUUCAAAACUCCUCCGCCCCCCUCUCCCAGAAGCAAAGUACAGAAAUCGCCUAAACCCAGUCCUACAUUACCUGUCACCCAACAGGUGAGCCCCUCAAUUAGCAGUCGGACUUCAGUGAGUCCAAGGUCCACCAGGUCGGGUUCUUCUAGGUCAGGUUCAGAGAGCAGUACCAUAGAGAGUGAAAGCAGCUCCACAACACAGAGUAACAUGCCACCAGAUGCCAGUGAUAUGUCUGAUGUAGAACCAGAGACAAAAGAUGUAACUGAUACCUCCCCAUUAUCCACCGGUUCCUACAUGCAAAGACUAAGAUCUGGGGACCACACUCCUUCACGUGAUAACACCCCAGAGCCUAUAAUGACCCGGAGGUCUAGUCGAGGUUCCACUUCCAGAGAUGUUACCCCAGAAGCCCAGAAUACUAGGAGUCUGAGGUCUGGUAGACGAACUCCAUCACGGGAUGUUACCCCUGAACCCAAGAUUACUGAUACCAGAAGCUUGAGGUCUGGCCGGCGCACUCCAUCCCGUGAUGUAACCCCAGAAUCCCAAAAUACAAGGAGCUUGAGAUCUGGCCGACAGACGCCAUCACGGGAUGUUACCCCGGAACCCCAAAUUACUGAUACCAGGAGCUUGAGGUCUGGCCGACGUACCCCAUCACGUGAUGUAACCCCGGAAUCCCAAAAUACAAGGAGCUUGAGAUCUGGCCGACGUACUCCAUCGCGUGAUGUAACCCCAGAAGCCCAAAAUACAAGGAGUCUGAGGUCUGGUAGACAGACCCCAUCCAGAGACCCGACACCUGAGCCUAUGAAUGACACAUACAAUGUUAGAAAUUUAAGAUCCGAACAUGCAUCUUCCAGGGAUCCUUCCCCACAGCCACAACUUAACGAUACAUACACCGUGAGGAACUUAAGGUCUGGGCCCCGCAGACUAUCACGCGACCCAACACCCGAACCUGUGUCUAACUUAAGAUCAGGAUUGAGACGCGAUACUUUACAAAAUUCAAAAACCAAGCCAACGUCUGUGCUUCCUGCUCCACGGUCAACUCGGAGAACUUCAAGGCUGUCUUCUCAGGGUUCAUCAAGGGAUACAUCCCCAGAACUGGCCCCGAAAAGUAGAGGUCGAGGGAGGCCAAGGGAAAUGACCCCUGACUCUGUAUUUAAUACAGACACUGAUGAGUCAGCCUGUGAAGGGGGAGGAGCACCAAGUUUUACUUUCUCCAACCCUAUGCCUGUCAACUCACCAGAAGGCACUCGAGCCAAACUACAAGCAGAGCCAGUAAGUCCUGCCAAGCCCUUUGUGUUCUCACCCCCAGCCACUCGUACACGUUCAGGACACCUGACCCCCACCAGAAAAACCCCCACAAGAAGUAAGCCCACCAGGCAAAGUAGCAGAGUGAGCUCUACAUCUGAGAGCGAGUCUAUACCAGAGGCCACUAAACCAAGAAGAGGCAGGCCUCCCAAGAACAAGAAAAACUUAACCAGCAUGUCAAAUAGUCCUAUUAACUUCAUUUCACCCAUUCCGGAAGAAUCUGUCUCAACUGGGGUGCGAACUCGACUAUCAUCUCAGAAGUCAUCUACAGCUCCGCGCAAUACAAGAACUCGAUCAACUGGUGGACUAAAGAAAAAACAGCCUAAACUUUGGUGA
Owenia fusiformis is the source of this 7054-nucleotide messenger RNA. Lineage: Eukaryota; Metazoa; Annelida; Polychaeta; Sabellida; Oweniidae. The record is from the annotation of a GenBank genome assembly.